Messenger RNA from Misgurnus anguillicaudatus (oriental weatherfish), 2892 nucleotides. The record is from RefSeq and is a predicted model, not a curated record. NCBI's taxonomy places the organism in Eukaryota, Metazoa, Chordata, Actinopteri, Cypriniformes, Cobitidae.
UUGACUGCACGCUCACUUGCAAAAUAAUUUUAUUUUAACCAACGUUUCGGCAAAUAGCCUUCGUCAAGGUAUGUGAUGGCGUAUGCAGCCUGCAUAUGCGAUAUCCGGAGGAUGCAGCCUUCGAAGUGAGAAACGUUUCACUUUGGCAUCAAAAUAGUGUGACACUGGAAUUUAUUAUUAAAAAUCUCAUUUAUUAAAGCCAUAUUAUUAGGAGAGACCGUAAAUACGUUGUUUGAAGCAGGCGCCUCGAAAGACGCCUCGAAAGAAAGUUUGAGGCUACACACGCUUAGACCAGCGUGGCGCGAGGCUCCGUGUGCAGACUGAAAAGACGCUGAGAAAAGAAAAGCAUCUCGACUCGGACAAGAAGACCAGACAAAGGGUGAUGAUCCAAAUCUGUGUGGACCAGAGCGCACCAUUGAGAAGUACGAUUCUGCCAUUGAGCGCCUCCAGACUGAAGAUACAUCAGAAGGAGUGAAGUUCAGAAAUGGAUAUUUCAGAGCAAAACAACAUCAGAAGUUCCAUUACUAAGGUGUUGCCAGACCUCCCAGACCCAAUUCUAAACCUUGUGGAGGAGACACUACAAUCAUUGGGGGUUGAGACCACUGAGGAUUUUCACUUUUUACAGGAGGCUGAUCUUGCAUCAGUUUUACGACCAAUACAAGCGAGAAGAUUGGUUGCUGCAUGGAAACAAACCAUUCAGAGCCCUGAAACCCACAGCCAGUCAGCUGUCAGUCCUUCAGUCUCACCUCUCACCUCUUCUAACUCCACUCACUCCUCACUCUCACCUUGCACCUCAACCAGCAAUCUGAUUAGAACUGCAGAUUGGGUUGACAGCUUUCAGAUUCCAUGGGGAACAUUUCCUGAAGACUUGAUGCAGUGCUUGGAGAGAGGGAAAAGGCCAAGCCCACGUUUACGGCGUGAAAUGAUCCGGAUUGUUGUCUCUGCAAUGAUGAACACUUGUGCAUCUCCAAGUAAACUAGAGUCUACAGAAGUUGCCAAAAAAAUUGUUGCCAAGUAUCCACAGUCCCUAAAAGAUGUCAUAGAAGGUGAGGUAGUGGGAGCAGGAUAUCACUCACUAGUCAAACAGCUACAAGCCCGUAUUGACAACGUGAAGCGGCCUUCAGCAUCAAGGAUUAAGAGGCGUAAACCGGAAACGGGUGACUCAGACACAGAUGAAAUCCCAGCUGAGCAAAGGGCAGUUGUUCAGGACACAUAUGGCUGCAUAAAGUGGAAUUUGAAGUUCAUUCCAGUCAGUGAGACAUUGGAAAGCCAACAGGAGAAGAAGGAUAAAAUGAAGAUGCUUCGUGAACAGCAUACUUUCAGUCCAGAAGAGGUAAAAGCCCUUAUGAAGUGCACUUACUACUCCCAACGUCAAGCAAUAAACACAGGAACAGAUCUCCAACACCUAAUAGAAGAAUGGCCUUUUUUAUUUGAAGAAAUUGGGAUGACCGUCCAUUUCCUAGAGCUCACAGGACUACCACUUAAGGAUACUUUUCUCAAUAGUGUAGAAAAAAAGGGAAAACGGCUUUUGAACUUUAUGACAACUGUCUGUGCAGACAAGACCAAACGGGUCUUGGAGACUGCAAUAAAGCUGAAAUUUCUGAGAGGGCCGUUGGAGGGCAGCUCAGGUGACAUCAAGGAUAUGGUGCUGCUUAUUCUCUCCUACUUCAAUGAAAAAGAGGAGCACCUCUUCCACUACGUAGAGGAGACAUGCCUGGCAAAUGAAGUCCAAGUGGAAGGCUUGCCUGUGACCCCUUGCAUCAUUGUAUGUGGAACCUGCUGCUAUGGUGCAAGGCAGUUCAUGCUCAGCAUAGACGGCAAGAUUGUGAACGACCAAAUUUCCAACUUCACCACUGCAAUCUGCUUGAUGUUUGGUAGCUACUACUGCCUGAACAUCCACUAUCCAGUAGAUCUGGGUUCCACGCUUGAGUUCCUUCAGAGGUGUUUCUUCAACAUCAACCCUGAGAGGGGCACAAAAGUUGAAACAAAGAAGAACAAGAAGCAGCUGACAGUAAACCCGAGAGUCCUCACCCUCAUCGCUGAUCUCGCUGAUCAUGAAUGGAGACAGACAAAUUAAACUGUGAUGUACAUUUUGAUUGCCUACCUUUAUUAUUUUGAAAAUGGAAAAUUCUAGUUGCAAAUUUAGAUUUUAAUGUAAGUUUUACAUUAGUGAAGUGUUACGGGUUUAAAGUAAAUUGGCAUACUGUACAUUUAAGAUGUGUUUGUGAUCGUGAUUUUUCAUAAUACAGUUUCAAGUGUAAGUGCGGAGUAAUUUUAACCCAGGGUCUUUUUUCAACAUGACAAAAGGUCGACCAGCCCUUCAAGAGACAUAUUUCGUUGAUCAGAGUUUGACUGUCUUCGGUGCUAACAGCUCAAACAGCGCUAACAUUGCGCCAAACUAAUCAAAAUCGCAUCAUAAAACUGAUCAAUGAAAUCUGUCUCUCAAAGGGCUAGGUUGAAAUUACUCUGGACUUAUACUUUAAGUUCGUUAUUUUUGUAAUUGUACAACACAAACAGUUUGUUAAGUGUGUACCACCAGUUUGUGUUUAUUGGAUGGAACGACUGUAAAUCCUCAAAUAAUAACUAUGCAAAUGUUAGAUUAGUGUUCUCAAAGGGCUGGUCGACCUGUUUUAUGCCGAAAAAGACCCUGGGUUGAAAUUACUCCAGACUUGCACUUUAAGUUUGUUAUUUUUGUAAAUUGACAAACACAAACAGUUUGUUUAGUGUUUGCCACCAGUUUGUGUUUAUUGGAUAGAUCUACUGUGCAAAUGUUAUAUUAGUGUUCUGAAGUCAGUCUUUUCAAUUACUAUGCUGGAAUUAGAUUUUCUGAACAUUCUCCAGACUGUAACCAACAACUUUAAGAAAACUGCAAUAAAAUACUGUGAUAUAUGA